Ochlerotatus camptorhynchus is the source of this 447-nucleotide messenger RNA. Its product is annotated as FACT complex subunit spt16-like. NCBI's taxonomy places the organism in Eukaryota, Metazoa, Arthropoda, Insecta, Diptera, Culicidae. Gene Ontology annotation, biological process: transcription elongation by RNA polymerase II. The coding region runs from base 1 to 447 and encodes 148 amino acids. The record is from RefSeq and is a predicted model, not a curated record. Gene Ontology annotation, cellular component: FACT complex. The transcript has 3 exons. Gene Ontology annotation, molecular function: nucleosome binding.
AUGUCGAAUAUCGUGCUCGGUAAGGAUUCCUUCUACCGGCGAAUAAAACGCCUCUACGCCAACUGGAAGGAACCAGAGUUUUCCCAUGAUGAUUCACUGAAGAAGGUAGAUUGCAUUCUGACGGCGGUUGGCGUAGACGAGGAAACCAUCUACAGCAAAUCCAACUCGCUGCAAACCUGGCUGCUGAGAUACGCGCUGAUCGAUACGAUUAAGGUGCUGUGUGAAAAGUCCAUCUUUUUCCUAACCAGCAAGAAGAUCGACUUCUGGAAGCAGAUCGAGAAGGACGGUGAGGAGGGCAUUCCGUCGGUGAAGCUGUUGGUUCAAGAUAAAAACGACAAAGACAAGGCCAAUUUUGAAAAAGCUGCUGGACAUAAUCAAGAACUCCAACAUUGGUGCGUCUACUCGAUCCAGCUGUUCAUUAUCGGUUACAAGAAGCUGUUACAAUGA